Molecule: messenger RNA, 3249 nt
Organism: Prorocentrum cordatum
Lineage: Eukaryota; Dinophyceae; Prorocentrales; Prorocentraceae
Source: the annotation of a GenBank genome assembly
AUGGCCGACCGCGGCGCGAAGCCAACCAGGCGUCGCCAAGCGGCAGCCGCGUCUGGCAGCGAGGGCGCCGCUGGUCCAGACCGCCACAAGACCUUCGUUGAUGACGUGUUCAUUGCGACGGCCAGGGUCGGGGAGGGUGGGAAGGCUGAGGAGGCGUUCGAGUGCUUCGGUUGCACUGACUGCGUGGACUUCGCCAGCCGCAACCUUCCAGGGCGCGCGUUUGCGGACGUCGUCCGCGACAAGAAGGAGGACGAGAAUUUCGCUCAGGAGGUGGACGGGGCCAUGAACAUAGGCGAGAGCGACGAGGCGCCCUUCGGCAUCGAGGCUGGCGAGGGCUCGCAGAUAGGCGGCACCCUCUUCGAGGACUACCUUGCGCCCAACCACCACCAGGUCGUGUCGACAUGGAAGAAGACGCCGAAGCAGUUGUGCCUCAGGCCCCUGAAGUGGCGCGGUCGGAACGGCGUCGAGACCACGGUGUACCCCAUCAAGGAGAACGACAACAGUUGGCCGAGGCUCCGCUUGUACAGCGAGUCGUUCGACUACGCGAUGCAGAACUUGAUGCAGAAUGGCAUGGGUUGCUUCGCCUCGCAGCCCGACAGGGUGAUGACCGCCCAGGCUCGGGAUACGAGCAAUCCGAGGCGCGCUUUCUCGACCAUCCGCUUGCCGACCGUGGGCGCCGUCAACGACAGGAGCGCGGAGUUGGGCGGCGGCAGGGUUCAGCUGACGGACUUCUCGCCCCGCGCUGCUGGCCGCGUGCGGGUCAGCGAAGUACCUCCCACGCCGGCGCCCUCCCCCAGGGGUUCUGGGGCAUGGGUGCAAAGCGGCUCAGGGUCAGGGAAUCCUCCAGCUUUGGCCAUCGGCGACGUGCCUGACCACGAACGAGAGGAGGGCGUCGAGGACGACGACGAGGACAUCGAGGUCCCGAGGGAUGCCGCAGCGUGCUACGCCGACUCGGCGGUCUCGGGCACGCGCCGCACGCCUCAGCCUUCGCCUACCAGCGAGAGGGGCCCAAGGACGCCUGGCAGCUUGCUUCGCGGCAGCAGCGGCACGGUGCUUCCCCCUGGGGGCCGCCAUGGCAUUCCUUCGGAGAUCCAGAAUACCCCGAACGAGUUCCAGAAGGGUACCCCCGAGUAUUGGAUUCACGACCUGAACUUGACAUGCGUCAUGGCUGGCGCGAAACUCGGCCAGGGCCCUCAUCAGCUAGAGGUUCUCUUGGGGAAGGUUCCUGAGGGAAAGUUGCCGACCAUCAGGAAGCACCUCCACCUGGCAACCCUGGCUAAGGAGAUCGUUCGCAUGGAGACGCUCCAUCCAGAUACCUUGAACAAACACAUGGCGGAGCUCACGGAGGCAGGGGCGGUGAUCCCUGCAGCUGUUCAGCUCAAACUUGUCAAGUACUGGGGGAAAAAGGAUUACGACGUCUGGAGCAAGGGCCAGGCGAGACUUCCCAGCAGCACCAAGGCAGCCGUGUUCGUCGAGGAGGUGCUGAUCUCCUACCUCAUCCCGCUCAUUCUGGGCGACGCCCCUAUGGAGCGACAGGUCCUAGACUUCAUCGAGACGGCCUUGGUAUUCUUCCAGCUCCCCGAGGAAUGCGACAUCUCCGAGGAGUGCGCUCAGGCCGUUGUCGAGGUCAAGCAGAUAUGCGAGGCGAUCCAGACGGCAGCCUCGAAAACCAUCGGGAAGUCAGCGCAGAAAGACACCUACGCCGACAUCGGCACCUUGCAGGCUGCUGGCGGCAAAGCAGGGGCCACAGACGCUUGGGCGCAGGUCGGGGCUGCUCUGGGGCAGUCGCCCCACUGGAAGACGCUCCUGAAGAACGUGAUCUCCAGGGAGAAGGUCUACCUGGAGCUGGCGCCUCUAGUCGCCCAGGACUUGUCCGAAGUCGAGGCUCUUUCGAAGACGAUGGAUGUGAAUGCCUUCCCAGUGCGGGCCAAGUCACUGAUCGAUCGUCUCCCCAACUACAUCGCCAGGUUGGGGGCUGAGCCAAUCCAGAUGCUCGAGACCUCGCUGGUCCAGGUCAUUCACAAGGCAGCCACUGCUGUUCUCGAGAAGGAUUUCCCUGGCGACACUGCCAAUGACCCGGCUCGUUACCAUGCGUUGAUCGAGUCUUACUCGGAGGUCGUCGAGAAUGUCUAUCAGGUGUGCCAGUUCGAUGAUGCCAUCUCGCGUUUAAAGGAUAGGGUAAUGAACGCCAUCAGGAGUGCAGAUCAAGAAACCACGACCACUUCAAUCAUCGGCAGCAUGAACAAGUUCCGCGAGGGGAUGAUCGACAUUGCAGUCUUGCACGCCGACGUGAAGCGCCUCAGUCUGAGUGCGGAUUCAGCCACCGAUGAUCUUCAGGCCGCUGUAUCUCAGCUUUGGGAUUUCUUGAUGAAGACGGAUGCUAUCCAGACCACCUUGGGCGACAAGUUCGACGUGUACACCGACGUGCUGAACAGGAUUUCCAGCUUCCAAUCCGACCGCGAGAAGCUCGCGUUUCACAUGGACUUGAUUAAGAAGACUUCGUCGCUCAGGAGCGCGCUCUCGAAGUUUAUAGGUGAUCUGAAGGAGCGGGACGUCGACAUGCAGAUGGUGCUCACUGCGGAUCCGAACGAGAAGCUGUGGAGGGCCUUCGUGAAGGCCAAGACGGAUCUGACCACCUGCACCAACGCCAUCUCGAACAUCACCGCUAGCCUCGACGAAGUUGGCCUUACCUUCAGAGAUACAUACAAUGAGCUUGUUUCCCUGUCCGAGACAUAUUACACGCAGGCGGUCGGUUUGAAGAUGGCUGCCAGGAAGGACGCGGUGACGGAGGCUUCGGAGAAGCUGCAGUCGACCCUGGACCAGAGCCCCGCGUACUCCACUUACAAGCUGCACGUCAGUGACACCAGCAGCUGGGCGGACAUCGUCAAGAUCGCAGACACCUUCAAGGAGCUGGCGGCCGCCGAAGUGCACCACCUUUGCGACGAGCUGAACAAGGCUGUGAGCAUCUACUUGACCAAGCGCUCGGAGUACCAGGUACCAGCGGACCCCGAAUGCAUGCUCGUGGAGAAUGCGCAGCUCAACGUAAAGCAGUGCGCUGCCAUCGCAGCCAUGGCCGAUAUCACGAGAAGCCUCACUGACGAUAAGCUGGUUUCGAACAAGGUGAGCUUGCGUAGCUCUCUCCAGAAAGUCCAGGGGAAGCUCAGGUUCUACAAGGUUGAGCCGACCCUCUUGCACAGCGCAGUGGCGUUCAAGUUCAAGGCAGGGUUGACUCUCAAUUUCAGGCCGUGA